UACUUAACAGCUUAUACUCACAAUAUGAAGCCUCUUAUCCUUCUCUUCGCGCUCGCACUUGCACUCACUCUCGCGAUGCCAAUCACCGCGUCGCGCAACAAAGGCUGCAGAGACGUGUUCAACAAUUUUGGCCAUUGCGCGGGCUAUAUUCAAGGUCUAGGCAACAAACCAUCGCGAGUGUGUUGCCUAAGUGUAACGAAUCUGAAUUCCAUCGCGAAACAUGAACCGGGUGGUUCGGUAAGAAUAUGCCAAUGCAUAGAGCAUUUUGCAAGUUAUAGACACCAUCCAUUCGUUGGCACGCGUAUCAGAGACCUGCCUCGUAAGUGCAACACGCGUUUGAGUUUUCCUAUUUCGGAGCGCAUGGACUGUAAUCGGGCUGUUUGAAAGAUUAAUCUCUACCAUUAUUUGGCUAAUACUCAUACUACUUAAAAAUAUAUAUGGAUAUGUAAUGUAAUAAGGUUGUAAGGGCUAUUACCAUAUUGUUUCGAUGUAUUCGAGGAGCAUAAAUAAAAAAGUUAUACUAUUAUAAUUUCA
Messenger RNA from Salvia hispanica, 534 nucleotides. The record is from RefSeq and is a predicted model, not a curated record. Lineage: Eukaryota; Viridiplantae; Streptophyta; Magnoliopsida; Lamiales; Lamiaceae.